UUGCGCUCGCCCGGCGUCAAUCUCCGCAACAAAACCCUCCCCCGAGAUAUCAAAUAGGCCGUGUGGCGCCCUGGUUCUCGCACUACUUGCCCAGGCGGCUUCCGCUCCGUUCAAACACCGAGUGCGUCUCUGCUGCGGUGCGUUGCGCGCAGGCUGGAGGGAGAUGACAAGAGCCCCGCGGAACUGGCCAGACAAACAUGGAUCUCCGUAAAACGCUGAUUUCGGUGCUUUGGAUAUUAUUGCUGAACCAAGUGGAAGACUGUCACGCCGAGGAAGUGGUGCUGCUGAAUUCUAAAGAGACUCAGGCCGAGCUGGGCUGGACGUCAUAUCCCCCCAACGGAUGGGAGGAGAUAAGUGGUGUCGAUGAGAAGUACAAGCCCAUCCGGACAUACCAGGUGUGCAACGUGAUGGAGCCCACGCAGCAGAACAACUGGCUGCAGACGGGCUGGGUGGCGCGCCGAGGCGGCCAGCGCAUUUUUGUGGAGCUCCAGUUCACGUUGCGUGACUGCAACAGCAUCCCCGGUGUAGCAGGCACCUGCAAGGAGACCUUCAACCUCCUCUACGUUGAGUCGGACAGGGACCUCGGGGGUGUGACCCGAGAGGACCGCUACACCAAGAUCGACACCAUUGCCGCUGAUGAGAGCUUCACACAGGGCGACCUGGGUGAGAGAAAGAUGAAGCUGAACACGGAGGUGCGUGAGAUCGGCCACCUCAACCGCAGGGGCUUCCACCUGGCGUUCCAGGACGUCGGCGCCUGCGUGGCCCUGGUGGCCGUGCGGGUAUACUACAAACGCUGCCUUGCCACCGUCCAGAACCUGGCAGUGUUCCCCGACACAGUAGCCGAGGCGGCCUUUGCCACACUGGUAGAGGUGCGCGGCACCUGCGUCAACAACUCGGAGGUUGACACAGACAGCCCUCCCAGGAUGCAUUGCAGUGCCGAAGGGGAAUGGCUGGUACCCAUUGGGAAGUGCAGCUGCAGCGCCGGCUAUGAGGAGGGACACAGCAGCUGUGAAGCAUGUCCCUCUGGAUCCUACAAGAUGUCCUCCAGGCAGCAGGAAUGCUUUCCCUGCCCGGCCAACAGUGUCGCAGAGGAGGAAGGAUCUGUAGUGUGUGUGUGUGAGGAGGACCAUUUCAGGACUCCCCUGGACACUCCCUCAGCACCAUGCACACGGCCGCCGUCCCCUCCUAGAGAUUUGGUCUACACCCUGAAGCAGUCCACGCUGAUCCUGGAGUGGGCUGCACCAUCAGACACAGGUGGCAGGGUGGAUCUGACGUACAGCGUGGGGUGCCGGCGGUGUGUGGGGAGGCAGUGUGAGCCAUGUGGGGCAAGUGUUGGCUUUGUGCCUCAGCAGGUCGGCCUGACGGAAAGAACCGUGACCGUGGUCAAUCUUCUUCCCAACAGCAACUAUACAUUUACUGUAGAAGCCUUAAAUGGAGUGUCAGAACUGUUGCCCAACAAGAGGUUCUACACUCAGGUCAACGUGUCAACAAGCCUUCCUGCACCGUCUCUGAUCAGUGAGCUGCGAGCGGAGAAGAUCGAGCAGAAGAGCAUAACUUUGGUGUGGAGGGAGCCCUCCUACCCAAACAGCAGCCGCACUGAAUAUGAGGUCAAAUACUAUGAGAAGGAACAAAAGGAUCAGAGCUAUUCUACCGUGAAGACCGCAGCCACACGGAUCAGUGUCAACAACCUCAAACCUGGCACCACAUAUGUCUUCCUCAUCCGCCCUUUCUCCACGCCGGCCUCCUCCUCAUCCCUGUCCUCCUCCCCGCUCUCUUCCUCUGCCUCCUCCGCCUCCUCUUCCUCCUCCUCCUCUACUUCCUCCUCCUCUUCUUCCUCCUCCUCUUCUUCGUCAUCGUCCUCCUCUUCCUCGCCGCCCAUCGACUACGGAGCGUACAGCGCUCCCCUGGAGCUGCAGACACUUGGCGAGUUGGCCCUGGCGUCCAGUGAACAGAACCCAGUGGUGAUCAUUGUCGUGGUGUCUGUGGCUGCCCUGAUCAUGCUGCUCUCCAUGGGAGUUGGACUGCUCAUUUGGAGGAGACAGUGCGGCUACAGCAAAGCUUCUCAAGAGGGAGACGAGGAACUUUACUUCCAGUUUAAGAUCCCAACACGGAGGACCUACAUUGACCCAGAGACCUGUGAGGACCUGCUGCAGGCUGUACAUGCCUUUGCCAAGGAACUGGACAACUCAGGCAUCAAGAUAGAGAGAAUUGUGCACACAGGCGACUUUGGGGAGGUGUGUCGUGGCUGCCUAAAGCUCCCCAGUAAAAGAGAGCUGCCAGUGGCCAUAAAGACAUUAAGGGCCGGCUGCUCCGACAAACAGCGCCGCUCCUUCCUUAGUGAGGCUGGCAUCCUGGGGCAGUUUGACCACUCCAACAUCAUCCGACUGGAGGGCGUUAUCACCACCGGUAACACCAUGAUGAUCGUAGUGGAGAGCAUGUCUAACGGAGCCUUAGAUUCCUUCCUUAGGAAACACGAAGGCCAGCUGAGUGUAAUGCAGCUGAUGGACAUACUGACCGGAGUGGCAUCAGGGAUGAAGUACCUCACUGAAAUGGGCUUCAUCCACAAACGGCUGGCCGCACACAAGGUGCUGGUUAAUUCCAACCUGGGCUGCAAGGUGUCUGGUUUCAGACCUCUUCAGGAGGACAAGAUAGAGGCUAUCUACACCACAUUGCAUGGAGGGAAGAGUGUGGUGCUGUGGACCGCUCCGGAGGCCAUCCAGUACCAUCGCUUCUCCUCGGCCUCAGAUGUCUGGAGCUUUGGCAUCGUCAUGUGGGAGGUCAUGUCCUAUGGAGAGAGACCCUACUGGGAUAUGGGCAACCAGGAUGUGAUAAAGGCCAUUGAGGACGGUUUCAGGCUGCCAGCUCCGGUUAACUGCCCUCCACAUCUCCAUCAGUUGAUGCUGGACUGUUGGCAGAAGGAGAGGGCAGAGAGGCCCAGCUUCAGCCAGAUCCACUCAGCCCUCAGCAAGAGCAUUCGCUCCCCCGAUGGCAUCGGUUCCUCCACACUGGCACGCAGGACCCUGAGUUCAUCCAUUACACUAGCAGAAAGGCCUCUCCCCUCCUUCCCAUCUUUUAACUCAGUAGGAGAGUGGCUGGACGCGGUGGACAUGGGCCGAUACAAGGACAACUUCACUGCCGCAGGAUACUGCUACUUGGAGUCUGUGGCACGAAUGACUGUACAAGAUGUACUGAGCCUUGGCAUCACUUCCCUAGAGCACCAGAAGCUGAUACUGGCUGCGAUCCAGACCCUCAGAGCCCAGGUCAUCCAAAUGCACGGUCGCGGCGUGCAGGUCUAACAAAGAGUCGGCACACCGAGUCUCACGCUGCUGCUGCAGACGGAUGAUGGGGUGGAGAAGAGGGGGGAGAGAAAGACAGAGAGCUCUUCCAGACUUGAGGAAGAUGAGCAGAGCUUUCAUCUUACUGCACUCCUCUAUUUGCUCCUUCCCACACUUCCUCAUGCCUUCCUUGAUCCCUUCAUGGCUUUUUUCCACCAAACCCCUCGGAGAAGAGCAGAAUUCCUGUUGUGAUUGGGGGACAGCAAAGGAGUGAUGUCAUGUGACCUUUUUUUUUUUUUGUGACCUCUAUCUGCACUUUGACCUCCAAUAACUGUGUCAGCUUGAUCUCGCUGGUUUUGGAUCGGUGCGUUAAGUCAAGUGAAACACUGUCCCUAGCGGGACGGGCUCCGUCUGAAGCUGACCUCUGAGCUGCGGGAGAGGCAGAGAUAUACUACACUGCAAACAUGCCGGGUCAUGGACUAGUGCUCGAAGGAACAUUUACAUUUUAGGUGGAAUUGCCCUUUACCACAACAUUGAUUCACUAAAAACAAUAUAUUGUAGGAGGCAGGAACUAUUUUACUGGCCUUGGAUCUAAUAACUCUCUCCUCAGAACUUGCACAGCUGAUUUCACAUCAAACUGGAGCGUAUUUACUACAAGGACACAGAAUCAUAUCAUUGUACACCAGAGCUGAUCUCUUGUCAGAUGCUAAAGGAACAUUUCUGGAUGUUGAACAUGGCUGGAAUGUAACCCAUGGUUUCAGAGCAGCAGCUUAAGAAGUCUGUGCUGUCCCAUGUUAAGGGUCCUGUAAGUUUAGUAGAGUCGGACGAUCGAACGGGUCUAGCGUACUGUAUAGUCCUAUAUACAGUAUAUAAAGUGCUCACUGGAUGAACGGAGCUGCAGUAAGCUGUGGGUGAUGAUAUACUGUACCUUCAGGAACCUCAGCCCGCUUUGUCUUUAUUUUUUUUCUAUGAGGCUGCUGAUGGUGCAAAACGCUGCAGGACACAGUUGUAAAGCGAAGGGUUGAAAACAUGUGUUUGAUUGUUCAUUCAUUUGCUGUAUGUCGCCGUCUGUCUCGCUGCUCUCAGUAAUAGUUUCUUAAUUCCCUCUAUCUCUCCCUACUCCUCCGUGCUUUCCAUUUGUUUUUCUUUGUGCAUUUAAAGCAUCUAAUUUCCCCGUUAGCCUGCUGGAUGUAAUCUCGAUAAGAUAAUCCUCCUCUCCAAAGGCUCUCUCACUACCACGUUUAAUACUCUGUAUAGAGCUCAGGCCAACUCUGGAAGAUGGCCUGAUUCAGUUAUUUAUCCAUAUUUAUUUAUGUUUACAGACUGUAACACAAACCUCUCCAGAGAAGAGGUUAGGAAGGUUUAUUUAACUUAUAGUAUUUAAAAAAAAAAAAAAAAAAAA
Xiphias gladius (swordfish) is the source of this 4677-nucleotide messenger RNA. RefSeq names its product ephrin type-A receptor 10-like. The transcript is spliced from 18 exons. NCBI's taxonomy places the organism in Eukaryota, Metazoa, Chordata, Actinopteri, Istiophoriformes, Xiphiidae. Gene Ontology annotation, cellular component: neuron projection; plasma membrane. Gene Ontology annotation, molecular function: transmembrane-ephrin receptor activity; protein binding; ATP binding. Gene Ontology annotation, biological process: cell surface receptor protein tyrosine kinase signaling pathway; axon guidance; protein phosphorylation. The record is from RefSeq and is a predicted model, not a curated record. The coding region runs from base 198 to 3296 and encodes 1032 amino acids.